Molecule: messenger RNA, 3842 nt
Organism: Elgaria multicarinata webbii
Lineage: Eukaryota; Metazoa; Chordata; Lepidosauria; Squamata; Anguidae
Exons: 2
Coding region: 24-3842 (1272 amino acids)
Molecular function (GO): protein binding; GTP binding
Source: RefSeq, a predicted model, not a curated record
AGAGGUUGUGGAGGAGCUGAGCCAUGGCCCAAUCAGACAACGGCAUUGAGAUGCCAGCCCUGGGCCGUCCCUUCCAGCUGGGGAUGUUGUACGACUGCCGCAAAGAUGCCCUCAUCCCAGGGAUCACACUUUGGGACCUGGAGUCACUCCAGAGGAACUUGAAUAUCAGACCACAGCCCAAGACCGAAUCGGAGAUCCUCAUGUCCGACUCCAUUGACGAUAAGGCCUCUGCCCUCAACAUCUCAGCAGCGCUCAAGGCCAGUUUCCUGGGGGGGCUGAUCGAAGUGGGAGGAUCAGCCAAAUACCUUCAAGACACCAAGACGUCCCGGCAACAGGCCAGAGUCACUCUGCAUUACAAAGCCACCACCAAGUACGAACAACUGACCAUGAGCCAUUUAGGAAUCCAAAAUGUCUCCUACCCGGCCGUCUUUGAGCAUGGCACAGCCACCCAUGUUGUCACUGCCAUCUUAUAUGGAGCACAAGCUUUCUUUGUGUUUGACCGAGAAGUCUUUUCUUCUGAGACUGUACAGAAGAUAGAAAGAAAUAUAAAAGUUUUGAUUGGGAAGAUAAUAUCAUUCACAGGGGAAGCAGAGAUGAGUGAGAAGGAAAAAUCCAGAGUUCAAAGCAUCCAAUGCAAGUUUCAUGGAGAUUUUUCUUUGAAGAGCAAUCCAGUGAGUUUCCAAGAUGCCAAGAAAAUCUAUGCCUCUCUACCCAUAAUGUUAGGGGAGGAUGGGGAGAAGGCUGUGCCAGUGAGAGUCUGGCUGUAUCCACUGUCCAAGCUGGAUUCCAAAGCAGCUAAGAUGGUGCAUGAGGUGAGCUUAGCCCUGAUUGCUGACGUUAAAGCAGUCAUGGAGCAAGUGAAUGAAAUCAAGAUGAGAUGCAAUGACCUAGCAAAGAAUCCCAUUCCUAACACCUUCCCAGAAAUCAAGAAGAAAAUCCAGCAAUUCAAGAAUCUCUGCAAUCAAUACAGGCAGAUUUUCCAGAAGGAGCUGGCAAGAGCCCUGCCUUCCAUCCGGGGAGGUGAGAAAGAGGAAGGUGCCCUGGUGGACAUCUUGAUGUCCAUAAACCAAUCACCCUUUAAUAGCCAAAGACUCCAUGAAUUUCUGGAUACCAAGGAACGAGAGAUUCAUUUUGUGAAAUCUUAUCUUGCUAUCCUAAAUGGGAUGGAAGUUAUCACCUCGCAGAAGAAGCUUGAAGAAAAAGUGCUUGACGAACAGAAUGAGUUUGUCGUAUCAUUUACAUUCACUUCUUUACAUGAUGAGGAACCGUUUUUAUCCAGCUUACACCAAUGGAUUAAGAAGCCAUUUUUGCAUAAAAUGUCAGAUCCCAAAACAGGCAGGUUUGUGCCAGAAAAAUACAAGGCCUGGUUUGAGCAUGAAGAGAAUAGCCAAAACGCUUGGAAAGCUGCCAAAUCCAUUUCAGAUUUUUCCCGUGUCAAUAAAUCAGAUGGGAAGACCCGGUGCAUUGUGGCCUCCGUCCCAGACGGGGACAACCCAGGAGCUUCCAUUUACCUCUGUGAAAAUGGGGAGCUAGUCAGCAGCAGCUUUGAGCUGCCCUCAAAACCUCUCCCUCUCCUCAUUGGUGGAAUUGGCCAUGACUAUGUGCAGCUGACCCUUCAGCCGGCUGAAUAUGGGAGGGCUUCUGUCUUGAGCUACCAGGUGGAGUACAAGAUCACAGGAGAAGAAGGCUGGAAGGCUGUGGAUACAGAGGACAGCCAGGAGACUUUCCUAUUGGGGGGUCUGUCUCCAAACACAGAGUACCAGUUCCGAUACGCUGCCAGGAGCAAACCAGGCCUUAGUGAGAGCAGCGAUGUGACUCAACCUGUAAAGACACUGCCCACCAGCCCUCCUCGGGAACCGAGAGAGGUAACCGUAGGGCCUUCCGUAAUCUCUGUUGCCUGGGAGAGUCCCAGUGUCCUUGGAGUGGGAGUUCUUAUAAAGGAGUACAAAGUGGAGUACAGAGGGGGGGGCAGAGAGGGGAAUGAAAGUGGCAAAGAUGAAUGGAAUGAAAAAAGAACAGGGGGGGAAACCGAAUUCUGUGAAAUUGACAGUCUGAAGUCUCAGUCGCCGUACAGAGUCCGAGUGUCGGCUGUGUGUGCCGAUGGGGCUCAGAGUGAUCCCAGCGAAGAGGUGGAGGUUUCCACAUCACGUGUAGAAGAAGGGAAGACCAGACUCGCAUACAAAUACCUCCCAGAAAGCACCCUGAUAGAAAUGGGGGUGCCAUCAGUGUAUGCCCUUCCUUUGCAAAAGGCCACAAGAGAUGCCUCAACGUCCCGUCUAAAAUACCAGCUAGGAAAAGAGAACUUGCAAGUCCCCAACAAAGUCAUUAUGAUGAUCGGAGCAACGGGGUCAGGGAAAACCACUCUCAUCAACGGGAUGGUCAAUUAUAUCCUGGGCGUUGAAUGGGAAGAUGCCUUUCGAUUCAAACUUAUUCAUAAAGUGACCAAUGGGAGUCAAGCUGAAAGUGAGACAGCUGAAGUGACAACCUAUGUGCUGAGUUAUCGGGAGGGUUUCAAAAUCCCCUAUUCCCUCACGAUCAUUGACACUCCUGGAUUUGGAAAUACGACAGGCACAGAGUGCAGCAAAUUCUUAAGAGAGCAGAUCCAGGAGUUUUUCUCCAACCCAGGCAGCAUUGACCAUAUCGAUGCUCUCUGUCUUGUAGUUCAGGCCUCCUUUGGUCGCUUACCUCCCGACCAGAAAUAUGUGUUUGACUCGGUGCUCUCCAUUUUUGGGAAAGAUAUAAAGGACAAUACCCAGGUCCUGAUCACCUUUGCAGAUGGACAGGCACCCCCUGUUCUAGAGGCCAUCCAGAAAGCGGACGUGCCGUGUGCGAAGGAGGCCCACGGCAGCCCUGUUCACUUCAAAUUCAAUAAUUCCGCGCUGUUUGCCAACAGUCGUAAAGAAAGUGGGGGCAGCUUCAAUGGCGAUGAAAUGUUCUGGCAAAUGGGCACUGAGAGCAUGAAGGCCUUCUUUGACUCGUUAAACAAAUUGGCGACUGGAAGUUUAUCUUUGACGAAGGAAGUCCUCCGGGUCCGGAAGGAGCUGGACGCCGUCGUGGAGCGGCUGCAGCCCCACAUCAAAACAGGGCUGGUGAAACGGGAAGAACUGAGGAAGACACAGCAUGCUUUGAAUCAGUGCAAGGACGACGUGGCGGCCAACCAACACUUUGAGUAUGAAGUAGUAAAAACUGUGCCUGUGAAGGAGGAAAUCUCUGGUAGCGGCAGCUAUGCCGUUAAUUGCACGAUUUGCCAAUUCACCUGUCACUACCCUUGCGGCAGUCCUGGGGACGCGGACAGGCCAGGUUGUGCCGCUCUCAAUCCGAAUUCGGGAAGUUGCGCCGUCUGUCCUGGCCAGUGUGCCUGGGAGGCGCAUCUCAAAGAGAAAUUCCGAUUUCAGUAUAAAGUAGUAAAAGAGAAAAAGACCUAUGAGGAGUUGAAGCAAAAAUAUGAAAAGGCCUGUGGUGAGAGGAAGGCCACCGAGAAGACACUUCGAAAUCUCUGCCAGGAAUACGAAGAGGUGAGAGGAGUUCUAGGAGGCCUUGCCCAAAAAGCUUCCCAAAGCCUCCAGCGCCUGCAGGAAAUGGCCUUGAAGCCCAGCUUCUGGUCGGCCCCUCAAUAUGUGGACCUGCUCAUCAUGUCAGAACAGCAGCAGCUAAAGCCUGGCUACCAGGGAAGGAUCCAGACGCUGAAAGGAGUGAAGGAAGCGGCUGAGAUCACGCAAAAGAUCGCCAACCAGGAGCCCCUGCUGCCUGGAGAACAAGGCCUCUAUGCGCAGGGAGAACCGAGGAAGCCUCCUCCCCCUCGGACAGCCACGCUGGUGAAAGGGGGCGGGGGCCGCUCUUAG